This is a messenger RNA of Clonostachys byssicola, 831 nucleotides long. The record is from the annotation of a GenBank genome assembly. NCBI's taxonomy places the organism in Eukaryota, Fungi, Ascomycota, Sordariomycetes, Hypocreales, Bionectriaceae.
AUGGCCGCCGCAUCAUCCGAGUCGUCGCUCCCCGCCCUCGUUUUCGUGCCUGGAGAGUGGCACGGACCAGAGAUAUUCGAUGAGGUACGGUCAAACCUCAAUGAGCGGGGAUACAUCACGGAGGCAGCAACAUUGGCCACUCACGGCGCCACGGAUCCCAACGUAGGCCUGGCAGAAGACGUAGCCAAUAUACGCUCAACGAUCGAGAAGCUGGUCAAUGAGGGCAAUGAUGUGGUAGUGGUAGCCCACUCGUACGGAGGCGUGCCUUCUUCGUGCGCUGUUGAGGGCCUCGGGGUGAUUGAUCUGGGGGCUCAGGGAAAAAAGGGCGGCGUGAUCAUGGUCGUAUACGUGACUUCUUUUGCCAUUGAGUCAGGGUCAAGUCUCUUAGAGAGCGUGGGAGGAGCUCACCCACCCUGGUGGAAUGUGCAGGUGAGCAUGAAAUUCCGGGUUGUGUUGCUGACAAGACUGACGAGCCUGAACCCCAAGGGAGAAUUUGUCACCCCAAGUGACCCAGCUAUUUUCUACGGCGAUGUCGAGCCUCCAAAGGCAGAGAAGCACAUCCAAGCCAUUCGCUCAAUGCCACUCAAGGCCUUCAAGGACAUUUCCACUUUCACACCAUGGGAAAAUGGCAUCGAGGUUGGAUACAUCUACGCAGAGGAGAACCAGGCAGUUAGCCUUGACAUUCAAAUUGAGCUGUCUUCACAACUCCCCGCUAGCUCGUUCACCGAGAGCCUGAGCUCAAGCCACAUGCCGUUCUUGAGCAUGCCGGAGACACUGUCCGACACUAUCGACCAGGCGGCCAAGCGCGCAGUUGCUCGGAAACCUCGAUAG